UAAUUUUGUCCGUUACUGUCGGUAGGGUUUUAGAAUUCUCCCUCUCUUCAUUCGACCAUUGCAGUCAAAGUUCAAACCCACACUCACAUUCGACAUUCCUCCUACUCAUCUUCACUUCCAGAUUUCAUGGGUGUGAUUGAUUUCUACAGCCAGUCAUCUCUUUGCAUGAUUAAAUCCGACAUUGGUCUCUGCUUCGUCCCAUCGCACAGACCCAAUUGUUCAUUUGAAGAAAAUCGCAGGAGGGUCACUUUUAUGGCCUCCACCAUUCCUGUAAAAACGCAUGUCAAAGAGGAGGGUCGACAACGGUUGACCGGGGAUUCUUUUAUUCGACCCCAUCUCCGGCAGUUGUCUCCCUAUCAACCCAUUUUGCCAUUUGAGGUUUUGUCGGCUCGUCUUGGAAGAAAGCCUGAGGAUAUAAUUAAAUUAGAUGCAAAUGAAAACCCAUAUGGUCCACCUCCAGAGGUUUUUGAGGCUUUGGGGAACCUGAAAUUUCCAUAUGUUUAUCCUGACCCUGAAAGCCGUAGAUUGCGUGCUGCCCUUGCCGAGGAUUCUGGCAUUGAAUCUGAGUAUAUCCUUGCAGGGUGUGGUGCAGAUGAGCUCAUUGAUUUGAUUAUGCGGUGUGUACUGAAUCCAGGUGACAAAAUUGUCGACUGUCCUCCGACCUUUACAAUGUAUGAAUUUGAUGCAGCUGUUAAUGGGGCACUUGUUAUCAAGGUACCUCGGAAGCCAGACUUUAGCUUGGAUGUCGAACUGAUUACUAAGGCCGUUGAUCAAGAGAAGCCGAAGUGCAUAUUUUUGACUUCUCCCAACAAUCCAGAUGGGAGUAUAAUAAAUGAUGAAGAUCUCUUGAAGAUCCUUGAUCUGCCUAUAUUGGUUGUGUUGGAUGAAGCAUACAUUGAAUUUUCAGGAAUUGAAUCUAAGAUGGGAUGGGUGAAGCAGCAUGAAAACCUAAUUGUCCUUCGGACAUUUAGCAAACGAGCUGGAUUAGCUGGACUUCGUGUCGGAUAUGGAGCAUUUCCUUCUAGCAUCAUUGAGUACCUUUGGAGAGCAAAGCAACCAUAUAACGUUUCUGUUGCUGCUGAAGUAUCUGCAUGUGCAGCAUUAACGAAUCCAACCUAUUUGGAGAAUGUUAAAGUGGCUUUGGUGCAAGAACGUGAGAGGCUGUAUAAACUCUUAAAAGAAGUGCCAUUUUUGAACCCGUAUCCAAGCUAUUCUAAUUUCAUUCUUUGUGAGGUUACAUCUGGAAUGGAUGCAAAAAAACUGAAGGAAGACCUUGCGAAAAUGGGUGUGAUGAUCCGUCACUACAAUAAGAAAGAAUUGAAGGGUUAUGUUCGUGUGUCCGUGGGUAAGCCUGAACAGACGGAUGCCUUGAUGGAGUGCAUCAACCGCCUGUCUUGAUUCAGUAUGUUGAAGCUUCUCUUGGAGAGAUUGAGAUCUAACCAUUUAGACAAAUUUGUAUGUUGUUGUCUUAACAAAUUCCAGGUCAAAUAUUUUCAAUCAAUCGUUCUACAGCAACUCAGACAAUUGUAAAUAAGGGGCAAAACAUGCUUAUUGAAUUUUGAACCGUGUCAUUUUAUGUUUGUAUUAUGUAAAAGUGAGAAAUAUUUUGCCUUGAAUUAAAUAAUUAAUGCAUAAUACUAUGACAGAA
Messenger RNA from Cornus florida, 1648 nucleotides. RefSeq names its product histidinol-phosphate aminotransferase, chloroplastic-like. NCBI's taxonomy places the organism in Eukaryota, Viridiplantae, Streptophyta, Magnoliopsida, Cornales, Cornaceae. Gene Ontology annotation, molecular function: pyridoxal phosphate binding; L-histidinol-phosphate:2-oxoglutarate transaminase activity. Bases 127 to 1398 code for a protein of 423 amino acids. The record is from RefSeq and is a predicted model, not a curated record. Gene Ontology annotation, biological process: L-histidine biosynthetic process. The transcript is spliced from 10 exons.